CUUUUAUUGGAAAUUAGGUUUAUAUUUCUGAUAACGGUGUUGGGACAAUGUGGAAUUACGGACCUAUACAUCUUUUGCCAAAUCCCUGGCAAUUUUUGCUGCUCUCUUUUAAUAAUUUUAUGAGAAGAUUUACAGCAAUGAAUGUAUCUACAUUAUUUAUUUAUCGUUAUUUGACUGUUGUACGUGAAAUUGAUGUUAAAUUUAAACAUCAAUUAAUAUUAAUUUUUGUUAGUAUGAUAAUUCCUUUAGUAAUUUUACAUUUUUGUGCUUAUUUAUCAAACCAGCCAACUCCAGAAAACGAAUAUUUAACAAAUUUAGAGGUGGCAAAAAUAUUGGAAUUGGAUAAUUAUACAAUUAAAAAUUAUGUUGUUGGACUCAGAGCUAGAGUAAAUUAA
Molecule: messenger RNA, 395 nt
Organism: Meloidogyne enterolobii
Lineage: Eukaryota; Metazoa; Nematoda; Chromadorea; Rhabditida; Meloidogynidae
Source: the annotation of a GenBank genome assembly